Messenger RNA from Rhizopus microsporus ATCC 52813, 633 nucleotides. RefSeq lists its product as uncharacterized. NCBI's taxonomy places the organism in Eukaryota, Fungi, Mucoromycota, Mucoromycetes, Mucorales, Rhizopodaceae. The transcript is spliced from 5 exons. Gene Ontology annotation, molecular function: protein binding. Bases 1 to 633 code for a protein of 210 amino acids. The record is from RefSeq and is a predicted model, not a curated record.
AUGAGCUUAAAUACAGUGAUCACACUUGCCCUUUUGUUAAAAAAGAUGACUCAAAAGACGGCUACCAAAAAGAGCUUUCGAACAAAAAAAUCCAAUUGCCCUGAUACGCAGUCAUCAUCUUCUUGUUCAUUACCAAGUAGUCCUAUCAGCAAUCACCAUACAACUAGUAAUAGUAGUAGUGAUGAUGAUGAUGAUGAAGAAGAAGAAAUGGAAAGAAGAUUAGACAAGACGUCUACUAUUCAACCAUCUACAUUGAAAACUACUUUAGAAGGCAUGAUGAGUACAACUACCAUCAAAGAAGAUUCUGAAGUUGUGGUCAAUGUGACAGAUAAAGAAGUAUCAGCUGGUUCUGCAACUGUGAUCAUACGUGAUUUCGCUUAUCCUAAAGAUUCACCACUCCACUUUGGAAAUCCUUUGCCCAACAAUCAAUCGACGAUCUCAUUAUCUUCCCCAGAUUUUACAGGAAGAGAUGCUCGUGCCCUAUUUGACUUUAUACCAGAAACGGAAUACGAAAUAGAGCUAAAAGCAGGGCAAAUCAUUUGGGUCCAGUACCGCCAGUGCCCUGGUUGGUUAAUUGCAGAUGUACAUGAUCAAACUGGCCUAGUGCCUGAAUCAUAUGUGGAACUUAUUUAA